GUCGCCGCUUUCAAUCACUCCAAGCACCAUCAAACCAAUUUUGACAAUGUCUUCCCUUCCCUUUAGCGCUCCGCCCUGGCCCGUCCCCGCGUCAGCAAAUCUUACCCCAUCCACUAUUUCCGUUCCUGAGAGUGAGAUUGAGCGGCUCAAGACACUUCUCAAGCUAUCGCCCAUUCCGAAUGCGAAUAUUUGGAACUCACGUGAGGAUGGCGCUUUUGGUCUUCCCAGAGAUACUUUGACGGAGUUGGUUGAGUAUUGGGCGAAUGGUUAUGAUUGGAAGAAAUGGGAGGCUACUCUCAAUUCCAUCCCGCAGUUCGACAUCACUGUUACCGAUGACGAUUCGAAAGAUUACAAGAUCAGUUUCUUGGCUUUGUUCUCUAAGGACCCUGAUGCGGUCCCCAUCUUGUUCCUUCAUAGCUGGCCAGGUUCUGUUGUUGAAUACCUCCCCAUCCUUCAGAAACUCAAAUCUGAGUACGAUUCUGAGUCUCUUCCCUAUCACAUCAUCGUUCCUCACCAUAUCGGCUUCGGUUUCUCUGAUGCACCGCCUCUCGAUAAGCCAUUCACCCAUAUCGACAAUGCCCGUCUUAUGUCCAAGAUGAUGCAUUCCCUGGGCUUUGACAAGACGGGCUACAUGACCCAGGGAGGCGAUCUCGGCGGCUGGACCGCACCUGUCAUUGCAAAUAUUGAUCCCGCAUGCAAGCUCGUUCAUAUGAGUAUGCUCAACAUCUCGCCACCACCCGGCGAGAACGUCGAAGAGGGCAUCAAGGCUGGCAAUUAUACCCCCGAUGAAAUGGCAGCGUUCGGCAGAAUGGCAGACUUUCAAAAGAAAGAAACAGCUUUCAUCCAACUCGACGGCACAAAGCCAGCUACAGCAGGCUACAUCUUCGGUAGCAACCCUAUCGCCCUCCUCGCCUGGAUCGGCGAUAAAAUGCACCGCUGGUCGGACGAAACACCCUCCAAAGACCUCAUCCUAACAAACAUAGCGCUCUACUGGUUCACGGGCUGUUACCCUACCUCUAUCUAUCUUCACCUCACAGUUCUCGAAGACCAUGAGCUCAUGAUGAAUGCCUGGAAGAGUCUCAAGGUACCGCUUGGGCACUCGGCGUUUAAGAAGGAACUUGUUACGGCGCCGGAGAGAUGGAUUCGGGAGACGGAGCAGGUGAAGUGGUAUAGAAUGCAUGACAAGGGUGGACACUUUGCUGCGCUUGAGGAGCCGGAUGCUCUUUGGAGGGACGUGGAGGAUUUCAUUGGGGCGUUUUGGGAAAAGUGAAGCGAUUCCAGUCAUGAUGCUGCGCUUCUGAUGGGAACAGGUUGCGACAAAUGCCGAGGAAAGGUUAGGUCAAUUUUGGGUAGGUUUAGUAUUCCGUCAGACUAGUUAUUUCACAUCUUACGAUCAGGUCAUAUGCCAUCCGCGGUCUUGAGGCAAUAGACAAAUACUGGUAUACGAGGAUGCACCAUCCCUAGUCCCCAUAGCACUCCCAGC
Messenger RNA from Fusarium verticillioides 7600, 1483 nucleotides. RefSeq lists its product as hypothetical. Gene Ontology annotation, molecular function: epoxide hydrolase activity. The record is from RefSeq and is a predicted model, not a curated record. Gene Ontology annotation, biological process: epoxide metabolic process. The transcript has a single exon. Lineage: Eukaryota; Fungi; Ascomycota; Sordariomycetes; Hypocreales; Nectriaceae. The coding region runs from base 47 to 1270 and encodes 407 amino acids.